This is a messenger RNA of Cutaneotrichosporon cavernicola, 582 nucleotides long. RefSeq lists its product as uncharacterized. Bases 1 to 582 code for a protein of 193 amino acids. The transcript has a single exon. The record is from RefSeq and is a predicted model, not a curated record. NCBI's taxonomy places the organism in Eukaryota, Fungi, Basidiomycota, Tremellomycetes, Trichosporonales, Trichosporonaceae.
AUGGGGUCCUUCAGCAAGAACGAUCCGGGUUCGUGUCUGCAGAGCAAGGUCAAGUCCAUAACCCGCUGUCGAUUCCCGACUUGUAACCUCGCUGGAGGGAGCCACCAAACCUCUCGCACCUCGAUGAGUGAUUGCUUGGACGCAGGCGCCAAGGCUAGUCGCCGAAAGCGACCCCGCUCCCACUUCAUCGCGGCUCUUGUCGCCACCAACGGCUGCUUCUCACUGGCGUUGAUACCAGGUGAUAUCCAUCACCACCAUCGCACCCGUCGACCCCAUGACACGCGGCGCCUUAUCUCCGCACGCUUCCAGGUCAACAUCGCCAACCACGGAGACAUGGAGAACGACUUCACUGGUGACUCAGUCGCCUGCACCGACGCCUCCCGCACGUCUGACCGUCUCAAUCCGGCCAAGGUCCAGGCGGCCCAUAAUCAGCUCGGCCUAGAGGCGUGCGACUCCCGCGUGACUGCUGCCGUCACGUCCCUCGCUGUGAACCGAACAGAGGAAGCGGAAUGUACCCUGCAACAAGAUGAGGACGAGACGCACCUUCUCGAUGGGAUGGUAGAUGGCGUGAUCGCGUCGUGA